CAUUUAGUAAAGGCGCUCAAAAAGUCAACGGGAGCUAGAAGGAUGUCCAAAAUGUGGUAUACCCUAGCAUUGCUCCUGCUAAACGGGUUUUUUGUCCGCGGCGAACUACCACCAGAGAUUGAGAAAUGCGCUGGCGGCGAUGCGAACUGCAUUGUGGAAACCAUCAAUCAAAUUGUGCAAAAGUAUCCCAAGGGCCUACCUGGCAUUGGACUUGAUGCCUUGGAUGCCAUAGACUUUCAAGAUGUAGUCGUUAGCGAGGCCACGCCCAAUACGCCCAUGCAAUUGAGCUUGAAAUUCAAUACAUUGAGGGUGUGUGGUUUUGAGAACACGACAAUCCAGCAUGUCAAAGGAUUCGAGAAAGUGUUGCGACAUGGCUUCGAGCUGGCCGGAUGGACGCCUCUGUUGCGGCUCGAUGGGCUCUAUGAGGCGGAGGGCAGGCUGUUGAUGUUGCCCAUACAGGGCAAGGGCGUGGCGCAGGUGGAACUGAGCGGUUGUCAAUUCACGUGCAGGGCAAAAGCAGUUGAGGAUCAGCGAACAGCCGAUGCUAAACUUUAUGCAAAGAUCAACAAGGUCAAGUGUCUGGUGAAUAUAAAGGGUCUGCAUGUCAACUUUGACAAGCUGCUUGACAACCAGGAGCUAAGCGACUCCAUGAACGAGCUAAUCAACAACAACUGGCAGGAUGUGUGGAAUACCAUGCGAAAAGGUGUCAACUCGGCUGUUAACCAGGUGGCACAGACAAUUAUUAGCCGUGUGUUAGACAAGUUGCCCUACGAUGAUUUCUAUAAGCAAGUCUUAUAGUUGAAUGAUUAUUAAUUGGGAGACUAAACACAAAAUACUAUUAUUGUUCUUAUUUUUCUCCCGUAUAAAUGCACUAAUAUCUUUUAUAUAUCCCCUAACCGAACGUAAGCCAAAAUUAUUUUCUCAUUGUAAGAUUGAGCACUGUAAGAUAUCUAAUAUCUUUUAUUCAUAUCCUUAUCAAUCCUAACAGAAAUAAAAAUAAUUUUCAUACACUUAUAAAAAUUAACCAACCUAACUUAAAA
Molecule: messenger RNA, 1040 nt
Organism: Drosophila virilis
Lineage: Eukaryota; Metazoa; Arthropoda; Insecta; Diptera; Drosophilidae
Gene: Jhbp15
Product: Juvenile hormone binding protein 15
Source: RefSeq, a predicted model, not a curated record